CAGGGAGGCUCCCCCGAAUGCAUCAACUAUUUUUCUUAUUGUGCGGAGUGCGAGCAAAGAAGGUAAGAGAGAGAUAAAAAAGAACUUCCCAAACUUCGCAGGCGGUUCCUGAAAAACCCUAAUUCUCAACUUUCUCUCUGAUCAUUUCCAAUGGCUUCGCGCUGUCGAUCUCUGGCAACCCCAACCAUUUCCCUUAUUAAAUCCACCAUAACCAAACCCUCCAUUAAACCCAGACCCGCCGCUUCCUUCACCCUCUGUUCUUCACCUACAAUUUCUAGGUCGGUUCCCCAGUUGGGUUCCCUUCAAUCUCUGCUUCCUCUUCAUUCGGCAGUCUCUUCUGCUCGACUAAUCUCAUGUCUUGGAAUUGAUUCAUUGUUCUCGAGGUCGUUAUCUCAGGGUAUGCUCUGCAGUGCAAACCCAGGAGUUUGAUAUCUCCAUUCUUUAUAAUUUAUUAUCUAAUUGGGUCUCUGUGUGCCGCGAUAAGGGAUGGAAUUUAAGAGAACGCUCUGAUUGAAGUGUGGGAUACACAAAGGAUGGCGAAACAAAUACUCUGUUAAUCAUUUAUUGGAGAUUCCCCGGUCUCUAUUUUGUUGUUUAGGUUGAGGUUAUAACUGAUGAGACAACCCCAGUCCAGAAUGCGUUACCCUUUCCCCAAUUGAUCUCUCAUUUUCAUAUAAAUUUUGUUAUCUGCGUAUUUCCAACACAAUGUUGCUCCCUAGUGAAUUAGACUCAUUGCUGUUGUUAUCAUCAUUACACUAGGCCAAGCAACGGAAAACUGCAAAUUCUUCGUUUUAAUCCUUUUUUUAGCACUUCUCUUUGAUUUUUGCAA
Messenger RNA from Benincasa hispida (wax gourd), 829 nucleotides. RefSeq names its product protein NONRESPONDING TO OXYLIPINS 2, mitochondrial. The record is from RefSeq and is a predicted model, not a curated record. Lineage: Eukaryota; Viridiplantae; Streptophyta; Magnoliopsida; Cucurbitales; Cucurbitaceae.